UGGAAGCGAGAGAGGAGCUCGCGCUCAGACACAGGCGAUAAACAUGAGACGCGGACGCUCGGGACAGUGUGCGCGCCGCCGCGGAGCCAUUUACUCCGGCAUGUUCGGUUCGGUCCGCUGUCCGCAGUAGAGACGCGCCAUCCGCUUCGCUUUCCGCGCGAGGAGAAGAGAGGAAGCCGCGAGAGAAGCGCGCGGCGCACGCACGGCGGCGCUCCGGUGCGCUGAAAACAGGAAGAAAUUUCCCGAUCUUGCGAGGGAAAAAGGAAAAGAAAAGAGAAAGAAAGAGGGACGCACGAGUGCAAGGAAGGAGAGAAAGUUUCCCCAGAAGUGGGAAACGUUCAAGGAGCAAAACUUUUACCGUUGACUGUGUUGUGUAGCGCUUUCACGAUGCACUUUCUCUGCGCUGUGGAAUAGUUGGUGUUUUCCUUCCCUUUUCUGGAAUUGCUCUCUUGUCUUUUAUUUUUAAUAAUCGUUCUUUUUUGUGUGGCUUUCGCAAGAACAACAUCAAGAGCAACUUUUUUUUUUUUUUUUUUUGCGAAAGGAAAAUAUAACGCUGUACUAGACAAAGCCAGGCACCACUCUUGGACCCAUACCUUUUCGGACCGCUGUGCUUUUACGUUUGUUAUUUAACCAGCUGUGUGUGGUGGUCGGACCUGGGGGGGGGGGCGGGUGUUAAUUUACAGUCCCGACUGGGGGUCCUCCGUCGGUCCAGGUUCUGAGGUUGGAUUAUAUUUACACGCAUUCAUACAGAUAUAUACAUACGUAUACAAUAUUGCUCUUUUCCUACAUGGCCUCCUCCAGGAUGUACCUUCUCGCACUGAAAUGCAUCGUGAUCUCGCAGCUCGCCGUGCUCAUGGCCAAGGGCAGCCGCGCUCUGCUCUGCCUGCCGUGCGAUGAGUCCAAGUGCGAGGAGCCGAGGCACUGCAGGGGCGCCGUGGUGCUCGGCGUGUGCGGCUGCUGCUCCGUGUGCGCCAAGCAGAGGAACGAGAGCUGCGGCGGAGUCUACGGGCUGUACGGGACGUGCGAUCGCGGGCUGCGCUGCGUCAUCCGACCGGCGCUCGGCGGAGUCUCCGUCACGCAGUACGAGGUCGGCGUCUGCGAAGAUGAGAACUGGGAUGAUGACCAGCUUUUGGGCUUUGAGCCCUGCAAUGAAAACCUCAUCACGGGCUGCAACAUCAUCGACGGGAAGUGCGAGUGCGACAGCCUGCGGACGUGCAGCAACCCUUUCGAGUUCCCCAGCCAGGGGGCCUGUCAGGCUGCGCUCAAGAAGAUCGAAGAGGAGAAGCCGGACUGCUCCUCAGUGCGCUGCGAGGUCCAGUUCUCACCCCGCUGUCCUGAGGACUCCGUGCUGAUCGAAGGCUACGCCCCCCCGGGUGAAUGUUGCCCGCUGCCCAGCCGCUGCGUUUGCAGUCCAGCCGGCUGCCUGCGCAAAGUGUGCCAGCCGGGUUACCUCAACAUCCUGGUGUCCAAGGGUUCGGGGAAGCCCGGCGAGUGUUGCGACCUGUACGAAUGCAAGCCAGUUUUCAGCGUGGACUGUAGAACGGUGGAGUGUCCGCCAGUCCAACAAGUUCAGUGCCCCCCUGACAGCUAUGAGACCCAGGUCCGCCUCACCGCAGAUGGCUGCUGUACCCUGCCAACCAGAUGUGAAUGUUUACCUGGCCUGUGUGGCUUCCCCCAGUGCUCCGCAGGAAGCGUUCCCCGUGUCAUUUCCCGCGGCGACGGCUCUCCGGGGAGGUGCUGCGACGUCUUUGAGUGCGUCAACGAGACUAAGCCGCCAUGCUCCUUCAAUGGGGUGGAGUACCGAGAUGGAGACAUGUUCCGGAUGGACGCCUGCCGCUUCUGCCGCUGCCAGGGCGGAGUGUCCGUCUGCUUCCAGGCACAAUGUGGUGUCCUCCACUGCCAGCGCUACUACGUUCCCGAAGGAGAGUGCUGUCCCGUCUGUGAAGACACCAGCUACCCGGCUCUGAAUUAUGCCGGAUGCUUUGUCAACGGUCAGAUCUUAGCUCACGGCGACCACUGGCGUGAGGACGACUGCACAUUCUGCCAGUGUGUGAGCGGGGAGGCACGGUGCGUGGCAGCUGCCUGCGGACACAGCUGUGUUAACCCCGUCACCGUGCCUGGGGAGUGCUGCCCUGUCUGCGAAGAGCCCACCUACAUCACCAUGGCUCCCCCUGCUUGUGACUCCAUGAAAAACUGCAGCCUAACAGAGCAGGACUGUAUCUACGGCUUCAAACGAGACCAGGACAACUGCCGCAUCUGCCAGUGCAAGACACGAGAGGAGUUGUGCAGGGGCCUCAUGGCGGACUGCACCCUCGACUGCCCCUUUGGUUUCCAAACCGACGUCCACGGAUGCGGAGUAUGUCAGUGUCGACCGAGGCCCAAAAAGUGCAAACCCGUGUCCUGCGACAAGGAAUGCCCCUUUGGCUUCAUAAAGAACAAGCAUGGCUGUGAAGUGUGCCGCUGCAGGAAGUGCCCAGAGGUGCCAUGCGACAAGUCCUGUCCAUUUGGCUUCCAGCUUGACCGGCUGGGCUGCCUCACCUGCCAGUGCAAAGACCAAAGCACUUCAUCUGCGGAACCCUCAGUGAAACUGGGCUCCUGCUUGUCCAUGGAUGGCCGUCGGCACGACAACGGUGACAACUGGCAUGACGGCUGUCGGGACUGCUACUGCCACAAUGGCAGGGAGAUGUGCGCUCUGAUUUCGUGCCCUGUGCCCGUCUGCGCCAACCCUACCAUUCGACCUGGCCAGUGCUGCCCGUCUUGUGCAGAUGACCCCAGCUCCCACAAGCCUGAGCUCAGCGAGGCAUCCGUGUGCCUGGCCCCCAGCGGGGAGUACUUUGUGGAGGGUGAAACUUGGAACAUCGACUCAUGCACGCAGUGCACAUGCCACAGCGGCAGGGUGCUGUGUGAGACGGAGGUUUGCCCACCCCUGCUAUGCCACAGUCCCAUCAGGACACAGGACUCCUGCUGUCCACAUUGCCCAGAUGAGCCCCUCACUCCACAGGCCCCCAGCAAUGACAGCAUGCCCAGCUACUGCCGCAAUGAGGAGGGUGACAUCUUCCUGGCAGCUGAGUCCUGGAAGCCCAACAUGUGCUCCAGUUGCGUCUGCCUGGACGGCGUCAUCAGCUGCUUCUCCGAGUCCUGCCCGGUGGUGGGCUGCGCGAGGCCUGUGCUGCGCAAGGGCCAGUGCUGCCCGUACUGCCUAGAGGACACGGUGCCAAGGGCGGUGUGCCACUUCAAUGGGAAGACAUACGCCGACGAGGAGCGCUGGGACAUCGACAGCUGCACGCAUUGCUACUGCCUGCAGGGCCAGACGCUGUGCUCCACCGUGAGCUGCCCCGCCCUGCCCUGCCACGAGCCCGUCUACGUGGAGGGCAGCUGCUGUCCCAUGUGCUCAGGUGUGUAUCCACCCACGAACAUACCCAUCGAGAAGACAGACCGUCGGGGAGAUUCGCAGGUGCACCAGUCAGCCUGGCCAACGAGGAGCGAGAAUGACAUCGUGCCCCAGUUCAGAGACUUCGGAAGCCUACAGAUGCCGUACUUGGAUGGCAAGGCACCGGUGCCCAGUGAAGAGGACACCUUCCACUCGGUGGCCUGGGUGGCGCUGCCCGUGCUCAUGAUGCUCGUUACUAUUGCUAUCCUGCUGCUCGUCAACCAGAAGAAGCAGUGGGUCCCCGUCCCCUGCUACCGGACCCCUACAAAGACCACCUGUCUGAACAACCAGCUGGUGUACGUGGACUGUCAGAAGGGGACCAAGGUGCAGGUGGACAGCUCCCAGCGCGUGCUGCGGAUCGCCGACCCUGACUCCAGGCACAGCGGCUACUACAGCAUGCAGAAGCAGAACAACCUGCAGGCGGACAACUUCUAUCAGACUGUGUGAGUGAGCCGCUGGCAGGUGUGGGUGCGGCGCAUAGCUAAUCGCGGCUGUAGAAGCUAAAGGACAUUGCCACCAAAAUAUCUCCCAAAAAAAAAAAAUUAAAAAAAAAAAAUAAAUAAUAAUAAUAAUAAUAACAAGUGUGACAGACUCCAAACGAAAGAAAACAAACUGACAAUCUUAUCAAGAAAUGCAACAUAGUAAACCAAACAGUCACGUUGUUUUGGCGGUUUUAACGAAAUGAGAUAAGCUGGUUUCUGACGUUUCCUGGAUGGAUUUUUCGUGUGUCUGUAUGUUUAUGAAGUUUUAAUGUACAGCUUUGGGAUUAGGACAAACUGGCUUUGGCAACAGUGCUAUUUUACUCCAUUCCUGCUUCCUUGAACUGACUUUGAAAAGAAAAACACAGAAAUUCUGAGUGAUGUUUCCUUCCCCCCCCCCCAUAACACCCCCCCCCCCCGAAGAGCACUGUAGCACCAAAGCGUACGCGUAGUCUAUGUGUCCGUAAGACCGAUGAGACUUGCUGGUGUCUGCCCUAUACUGUGGUAGGUGACGCUGCUGGACUCCUAUUACCGUACCCGAGACAGAGAGCAGAGUAAAGCGCCUGGACAGACGCAGCAGAAUUUGAGUGUCUCUCGCCUGGUCGUUCAUGGACACUUUCACUUCUCUUUUACUUUCCGGUAACACUUCGUCGACUAAGAGGACAAUAGGAAGAAACAACGCUAUUCCAUCACCAGAUGUUAACCUGGUUGCUUGCGGUUUAUUUUUUUUUUCUUUUAGUAGAUUUCUUCCGGCUAUUCACCUGUUUGUUUUUUGUUUUGCUCAAGUUUUCACAUUAAUAGGCUUCUAUAUUUAAAGGUAAGGGCAGACUUACAGUACAAUUCCUGAAAACCUUACAAUGUGUUAAAAGUCAAUAAAGGGUUAAAAACAGUAUAAAGUUAAUAUAAAUGUUCUGUGAUAGUUAUGGGUUGAAUUUUAAGCAUAUCUUUUCUCAGUACGCCUUUUUCCUUUGUUUCUGAGC
Molecule: messenger RNA, 4889 nt
Organism: Scleropages formosus (Asian bonytongue)
Lineage: Eukaryota; Metazoa; Chordata; Actinopteri; Osteoglossiformes; Osteoglossidae
Gene: crim1
Product: cysteine rich transmembrane BMP regulator 1 (chordin-like)
Exons: 17
Coding region: 788-3877 (1029 amino acids)
Cellular component (GO): extracellular region; plasma membrane
Molecular function (GO): protein binding; serine-type endopeptidase inhibitor activity
Source: RefSeq, a predicted model, not a curated record